CUGUGCUAAGCAACGGUCGAUUCUCUUUGGCGGUAGUUGUUAGACGAAAAUACGUUUUCUUCGGCUUGUCCAACAAUUGGAGCUCAUUGUGAACGAGAAACAACAAACCCACAAAGCCACAAAAGCUGGGGCAUGUAAUUCAAUCUGCCUGUUUCAGAGAAAACAAACAGACCCUACAUUUCCCUCCCUCGUUUUACCUUAGUUCAUUCACGUCGGAUUAGCGGGUGGUGUUGGUAGUGGAAAAUGUAUCGGGCUACGGAAAUUGGCAGCGAAGAAACUUUGCCAGCCCUCGCUGAGCUUGCCCAGGCCGACUUUGAGGCGGACAUUGAGAGGAAUCAGUUGAGACAACGCAAAUCUUUGCCCAAUUAUGGAGUGGCUCCCAUACAAAUUCGGAUGGAGUAUAAAUAUCCACGUGCCGUAUAUUUCAUAUUGGCCACCAAAUUUUUUGAGGCCUUCGCCGCCAAUGGUAUACGCACUAUACUUGCAUUAUAUCUACGUGAUGAUCUCAAUUUUACGGAAAGUUUCUCUACAAUUGUGCUGCAUAUAUUCAAUUUCUUUGGUCAAUUCUGCCCGAUUUUUGGAGCGGUUUUGGCGGAUAGUUAUUUGGGUAAUAUUCGAACCAUAUCAGGAUUUUGUUUUAUCUAUGCAUUUGGAUGGUUACUAUUGACCAUGACAUCGCUACCAGACGUGGGUGUACCUUUGACACUGAUAGUGUCGAUAUCAUUGCUGCUUAUAGCCAUAGGAAAUGGUUCCAUAAGGGCCUGCAUCACUUCCUUGGGAGCAUUACAAUUUAAGAUGCCCGAACAAGCUGUCCACUUGGCUGAAUAUUUCUCGUUUUACUAUUUUGUGUACUAUUUUGGUAUAUUUCUGAGUAAAAUCCUGCCGCCUUUAGUGCGAGCCAACACUCAAUGUUUUGAAAAGACGCAAUGCUAUCUAGCUGUCUUUGGUACACUUGGCAGUGCCUUUUUAUUGGCUUGGGUUACAUUUUUGAUUGGAAAAUGUUUCUAUAAACCCGAAAAGAUAUCCAACGAUAAUAUACUUUUUAAAUUUUUUGGCUGCAUUAAGACUGCCCUUGUCGAGAAAUGGCGACGUCGCAAUUCAGUGAAGCGUUCAAACUAUUGGUUAAAGAACGCCAUUGGACCCUACGAUCACAGAUUUGUCCAUGAUGUUUCCAAAGUUCUAAGACUUUCAAAAUUGUUUAUACCUUUACCAUUUUAUUUUGCCCUGUUGGCCCAACAGGAUUCUAGUUGGACAUUCCAGGCUUCGAUGAUGAAUACAACGGUUCUGGGUGUUACCAUCGAACCAGAUCAAGCCAAGGCUAUAGGUCCCAUAUUUCUAUUUAUGCUUAUACCACUUUGGCAAUAUGUGACGUCUCCUUUGCUGCGUCGUGUUUUCAAUUGGGAACUGAAGCCGUUGCAUAGUGUCACUGCUGGGGGUAUAUGUUCAGCAGGCGCCUUUUUUUGCGCCGGAAUUUUGCAAGACAGAAUUAUGAAUUCACCCAACCAAUCGAUUAAUAUAGCUUGGCAGAUGCCACAAUUUCUGCUGCUUAUGCUUGGGGAACUGCUUUUAUCUAUUCCGGGAUUACAAUUCGCUUUUACCCAGGCUCCAGCAUCCAUGAAAUCUGUGGUAACCGCUGCUUGGUUUUUAAACAAUGCUUUUGGUAAUCUCAUUGUGGUUCUGGUUACUGAAUUCGAUGUGCUUAGUUCUCAGAAGGCCGAAUACUUCUUUUAUGCUGUCUGUAUGCUAGUAUUUAUUAUUGUUUUUGCCCUAUUGGCCUUUGACUAUGCACUACAGGAACGAAAAGUUCGCUAUGCUGCGUUAACUGAAAUAGUCGAGGCUGAGGAUGAGUGUAGAAAUGAAAGGGAUGAGGAUUGUCCCAGUACUAGUCGAAGUGUUAGCAUUUGAAGUUCAUUGGAGGGAAAAAGCAAACACUUUUCGAAGAUUAGUGGUUUUCGAUUGUCAACUAAUAAAAAUAAUAGGUAUUUUAUAUGCUUAACAAAUUAUAAAUAUAAGAGAUCUUAUAAACAA
This is a messenger RNA of Drosophila willistoni, 2028 nucleotides long. RefSeq names its product peptide transporter family 1. Lineage: Eukaryota; Metazoa; Arthropoda; Insecta; Diptera; Drosophilidae. The transcript is spliced from 7 exons. Bases 244 to 1905 code for a protein of 553 amino acids. Gene Ontology annotation, biological process: transmembrane transport. Gene Ontology annotation, molecular function: dipeptide transmembrane transporter activity. Gene Ontology annotation, cellular component: membrane. The record is from RefSeq and is a predicted model, not a curated record.